Messenger RNA from Penicillium angulare, 378 nucleotides. RefSeq names its product YVTN repeat-like/Quino protein amine dehydrogenase. The record is from RefSeq and is a predicted model, not a curated record. The transcript has 2 exons. The coding region runs from base 1 to 378 and encodes 125 amino acids. NCBI's taxonomy places the organism in Eukaryota, Fungi, Ascomycota, Eurotiomycetes, Eurotiales, Aspergillaceae.
AUGACUGAGACCUCAUUAACUGUAGAAAGUUAUUCCACGGACAUUUGGAAACUUGCCUUUGGUCGACUGGAGCCCAAAGAGCAGCAAAGCCUCAUCCCUAAACAUAUGACCAAUCGCACAAGCGACAACCUGCCAGAAAGCUCCACGAAUAUUUCGCCCAACUUGAAUGAGAUCAAUCAGCUAGCAAAGGAGAUAUACAACGAAGAAGACAAAAAAGAGCGCAUUAUUACGCGAGAGUGUGCAAGAAAUAUUUGCAGUAGUGUCGCAGCAUGCAAAGACAUCCCUCGUCUAUUUUCCCCAGUUUAUCGUGAUUCAGACCGUUUUGCAGGUCUCGGUUGGCAAGCUUUAUAUCUGGGAUUGGAUGUCGGGUCACAAUAG